Molecule: messenger RNA, 1007 nt
Organism: Columba livia (rock pigeon)
Lineage: Eukaryota; Metazoa; Chordata; Aves; Columbiformes; Columbidae
Gene: PRDX4
Product: peroxiredoxin 4
Exons: 8
Coding region: 65-886 (273 amino acids)
Biological process (GO): cellular response to stress; hydrogen peroxide catabolic process; response to oxidative stress
Cellular component (GO): endoplasmic reticulum; cytosol
Molecular function (GO): thioredoxin peroxidase activity
Source: RefSeq, a predicted model, not a curated record
CGACAGGCCCGGCCAAGCUCCUCCCGCCGCCGCGCCGCGGGGACGUGCAGGCGCUCGGCGGGCCAUGGAGGCAGCGUGGCGGGGGCUGCGGGCGGGCGGCGUGGCGAAGGCCCGUGGCUCCGCGCUGCUGCUGCUGGCGGCGGUGGCGGCGCUGGGAGGCGAGGCGGCGGCGGCAGAGGCGGAGGAGCCGCGUUCGGCGCGGCAGCGAGGGGACGAGCAGUGCCAUUACUACGCGGGAGGGCAGGUCUACCCGGGAGAGGCGGCUCGCCUGCCCGUCUCCGACCACUCGCUGCACCUCAGCCAGGCCAAGAUCUCCAAGCCAGCACCUUACUGGGAAGGAACAGCGGUCAUUAACGGAGAGUUUAAAGAGCUGAAAUUGACAGAUUAUGAAGGAAAAUAUCUUGUCUUCUUCUUCUAUCCUCUUGACUUUACAUUUGUAUGCCCAACCGAGAUAAUUGCCUUCAGUGACAGAAUCGAAGAAUUCAGAGCAAUAAAUACCGAAGUAGUAGCAUGUUCUGUGGACUCAAAGUUCACUCACUUAGCAUGGAUUAAUACUCCUCGAAAACAAGGGGGACUUGGACCUAUGAGGAUUCCGCUUCUUUCAGAUUUGACGCAUCAAAUUUCAAAGGAUUAUGGUGUAUAUUUGGAAGAUCAAGGACAUACACUUAGAGGCCUUUUCAUUAUUGAUGAUAAGAGAAUCCUUCGACAGAUCACGAUGAAUGACCUUCCUGUUGGGAGAUCCGUGGAUGAAACGCUUCGUUUAGUACAAGCAUUCCAGUACACAGACAAACAUGGAGAAGUUUGCCCAGCUGGUUGGAAACCUGGCAGUGAAACAAUCAGACCAGAGGAAGCCAUGAGAGUGUGGUGGCCAAGGGAAGAACUAUAAUUCCAGACCCAGCUGGAAAACUGAAGUAUUUUGAUAAACUAAACUGAGGCUUGCUUCCGUUGAAUUACAUAGGUCCAUGUUCAACUUGAUUUUUGCCAAUAAAAUUUCAUUAAUUUUGUUA